Molecule: messenger RNA, 3069 nt
Organism: Episyrphus balteatus (marmalade hoverfly)
Lineage: Eukaryota; Metazoa; Arthropoda; Insecta; Diptera; Syrphidae
Gene: mav
Product: protein decapentaplegic
Exons: 2
Coding region: 660-2675 (671 amino acids)
Biological process (GO): SMAD protein signal transduction; BMP signaling pathway
Cellular component (GO): extracellular region
Molecular function (GO): cytokine activity; growth factor activity
Source: RefSeq, a predicted model, not a curated record
UUUUAGUUUAUUUUCAGACUUUGACUAAGCGGGUGAUUGUAGCGGCCGGUGGUGGUAGGAAAACGUGGGACUUGUUAUAUCUCGCAACAAAACAGUCGUGUUGCGAUGAAAAGAAAUGUAUUUCAAAUUUAAAUUAAAAAUAAUAACAAAUCAGAACCAGUUUGUUGUUUUUAAUUGAAAGAGAAUUUUCGGUUUCCUGUUUCCUCAUGUGCCUUUUUUUUCAAGAAAGCCGUGUUAACGUGAAAAUUGAUAAUUACGAACGAUAAUAUAUCAUAUGUUUAAAAUUCUAUAUCUAUCCAUAUCCAGUUUACAAAAGUUGAAUUACAAAACCAAAACAAAAACAAAAAGAACAUUAACAAAUCACUAUCAAUUAUUUAUAUUCCCGAAUUAUGCGAGUGAUAGUUUUAAUUAAAAAAAGCUUUGUCAAUAUAUUCAUUAAGAAAAUAUUAAUGAUUUUUCUUAUCUGGGCCAACAAGAAGUAUAAACAGGUAUAUUUUCGUUGUGUUUUACCGCCAAAAAAGCUUACCUUAUUUAAAUUCAUUAAAAGAAGCAUGUGUAAGAAAUCUGCUCUAAGGCAUCAAUUAUGAUGCAAUUAUAGAUUUCAGAAUUUUGGAAAUCGGCUUCAAAAACUAUAUAAAUGAAACAUAAACAACAAGGCUAUGCGACGCAACAGUGAGAAAAUGAUCCCUAAUCAGUUAUUUAAAAUUAAAAACUUAAUUGGAUUAAGUGAAAUAAAAAACUUCAAAGCUAAAAAAAUUAAAAAACGAAUAAAACAUCAUCAAUUUCUUGUUAGUUCGUCAUUAUUGUGUUUUAACUAUAAGCAUCAUCGGAAAUACCAAACUCAAUUCAAAUGUAAUUUUGUACGAAUAAGUGAAAUAAUAGAAUCGUCAUUUUCUAUUGUUAGUACAUCCGUAUCCGGUUGUAUACAAUUAGUACAAGAAACUAUGUCUGCUUUCCAACUGUCGAAUAUUGCAUCAAAUAACUGUUUUAAAAUGUCGCUGAUAAUUUUAUUCCUAUCAAUUUUAAUUACCAACCACUAUGCCAAUUGCCAAGCGAUCUACAAUAAUCGUAACGAAAACCGUGAUAGUACAUAUAUAUUUUUUAGUUAUUUUAAUACGAAUGAUAAUUUAAGAGUAAAUAGUUUAAAUAAUAAUAAAAGUCUGAUCGAAUAUAGUGAAAGUACAAUUGUUAACAGUAACAGUAGUAAUAACAAAAAUAAAAACAAUGAUGAUGGUACGAAAAAUAUCAAAAACAUCAACAAUGCCUACACAUUAUGGCGGAGUAAAAAUAAUAAUCAACAACCGGAACCGGAAAUAUCAUAUCGAAAAUACAAAAAAUAUCAAAAUGUUUCACAUAGCAAAAUUACUAGCUCGGAUCUUGAUAAUGAGCAGUUAAUAGAAAUCGUUAAGCACGGUUUGGGAUUAAAGACAUUGCCGGAUUUUAAUAAGGCCAAUAUCAGCCAGCUUGAAUACUCUUCAAAGUAUAAUGAAUACCUUGAUCGCAUUCGUAAACAAGCUAUUUCGAAUUCUGAUAUUAUAAUCGAUGAUUUUGAAAUCAAUACCAAUUCAUCACUAUCUCUACUGUCAAUUUGCCAUAACUCUUCUGAUACGAAAAUCUACCGGGAACGAAGAUCUCCAAUGACAGGCAAAAAUAAGAACAGAAAUGCACCCACAAAAUCGAUAUUACUCAGAUUUCCAUUAGAACUAAGUGGUGAUAUCAAGGCAUCUGACAUCGAAGAGGCUAACAUAAGACUUCUUUUAAUAACCAGCCCAGCAUUGGCAGCUUCUGGACAGUAUAAACGACGUCAUAGCAACAACCGACAAAAUCGAGUUGGCACAAACAAGAAAAGCUUUACUUAUUUUAAUCACACUCAGAAAUCAUCCAUAAUAAUAAAUAAAGAGAAACAUAAAUCAUCGAAAAAUCAUUCAAAUAACCAGUCUAGUCAUUUUAUAAACAUGAAAGUCUACCAACUAUUGGAACCCAAGGGAAAAAUCUGGAUUGAUGGACAGAAAAUAGAAAUAAAAUUCGAUCGUAAUAAAAUUGAUGAAUCGAUUAGCCAAUGGCUUCAAUUUGAUGUAACAAAAGCCGUCGAAGAAUGGGUGGUUCAUAAAAAGCAAAAUCUGGGCCUGGAAAUUCAAUGCGAUAAUUGCCUUCGUAACGGAGCACGAAUUAUAGAUGACCUAUCAGGGGAUAGCGAAGAAGAAGAAGAUUCUAGCUUACCCAACAAAUACGACCUCGCUCCCGUUCUAAAUAUUAUUGGACGACUUGGAACACAUCGUGAGAAACGUUCAAAGCAUUAUCAUAACCAAAUGACAGAGAAACCGAAGAAAUCCAAUCUAAAAAACAAUUGUUAUAAAGAUAAUCAAAGAUGCUGUCGGCAUUCCAUGGAAGUUGUUUUCAAAGAAAUCAAGGGAUUUGAGUUUAUUAUUCAACCCAAGGUAUUCGAUGCCGGUUAUUGUCGGGGGCGUUGCCCACCUCGAUACAAUCCAGCUCACCAUCAUGCCUUAUUACAAAGCCUUAUUUGGAAACAGGAUAGAAAGAAAGUGCCUCGCCCAUGUUGUGCUCCCUCAAAACUUGUUGAACUCGAAGUAUUACACGUGGAUGAAAAAGACAAUGAGAAAUUAAAGAUCUCAACGUGGACUGAUAUGCGAGUAUUAGAAUGCGCUUGCUCCUAGUCAGCUUUAUGAAGCUUUGAGUGAUUUAAAUUAAAACAAAAAUAAUCUAAGAUAUUGUAAGAAAGCUCUUGAAAUGUAUUUAUUUAUUAUUCUCCGUCCUAAAGCUGUUAGAAAUAAAGUUGUUUUUAUAUUGAUUUUUAUAAACAAAAUCAGUAGUGACCAAACCUAAAAACAUCAUUCCACCCAACCCAGAAAAGCUGCAAAAUUUCUUUAGAUAUAAAAAUGUUUUUUUUUUUAUUUCUUUUUUGUUCAGGCGAGUUAAAACAUUGCGUUUUAAUCAGGUACGGGUAAGUUACAGCCAGCUGAUGUAUAAUAAUGCCUUUAGGCAUUUUUGGGUCGGUUCCCAUAAGGGAACUGAGAGUUGAAAACUUCGAAGUAACGCACGCAACGGAUU